UUUCAGUUCGGCGAGCGCGGGUCCGGCCUCCGCCCCCGAGGAGAAGUCCAGGACUUCUACUCGCUGAGGCAGCAGUGUAUGGACUCCGGAACCUUAUUCGAGGACCAUGACUUCCCUGCCGAGGACAGCUCCAUCUUCUUCUCUCGAGCUCCUCCUAAGCCCUUCGAGUGGAAGAGGCCGCAUGAAAUUACAGAUGAUCCUUGCCUCUUCAUCGAUGGAGCUUCAAGGUUUGACGUGAAGCAAGGAGAAUUGGGCGAUUGCUGGCUCUUGGCUGCCAUUGCGAACCUGACGCUGAACAAGCGCCUCUUCUACCAGAUCGUCCCGAGCGACCAGGGCUUCGGAGACAAUUAUGCCGGGAUUUUCCACUUCAGGUUCUGGCAAUACGGUCGCUGGGUGGACGUGGUUGUCGAUGACCGCCUCCCCACCUUCUACGGCCGUCUGGUGUUCAUGCACUCGGAGGAGAAGAACGAGUUUUGGUCGGCCUUGGUGGAGAAGGCCUAUGCCAAGCUGCACGGUUCCUACGAGGCCCUGAAGGGAGGCACAACUUGCGAGGCUAUGGAAGACUUCACGGGCGGCGUCUCUGAGAUCUACGACCUGACCAAGGCCCCUCCGAACCUCUUCAACAUCAUGCUUAAAGCUUACGAGAGGGGCUCGCUCAUGGGGUGCUCGCUGGAGCCUGACCCCAACGAAGUCGAAGCCCGCUGCAACAACGGCCUUGUCCGUGGUCACGCCUACUCCCUUACGCGCAUCAAGUACUGCGAGAUUGAGACUCCCCGCGUCUCGGGCAAGAUCCCCCUGGUUAGGAUCCGCAAUCCUUGGGGUAACGAGGCCGAGUGGCUCGGGGCGUGGAGUGACAAGAGCCAGGAGUGGCAGUUCAUUCCGGACGAGGAGAAGGAGGAGAUGGGAUUGACCUUCGAGCACGAUGGAGAGUUCUGGAUGUCUUGGAAGGACUUCCUCGCCAACUUCACCAUGCUUGAGAUGACCAACUUGAACCCGGAUUCCCUCGAGGACGAAGACAUGACGGGCUCCGUGAAGCACAAGUGGGAGAUGAGCGUCUUCGAGGGAGCGUGGAUUCGCGGCUCCACGGCUGGUGGCUGCAGGAACUUCUUGAAUACCUUCUGGCACAACCCCCAGUACCGCAUUACCCUAACGGAGGUCGACGACGACGACGACGACAACAAGUGCACAGUCAUCGUGGCCCUCAUGCAGAAGAACAGGAGGUCGCAGCGGAAGCUUGGGCUCGAGUGCCUCACCAUCGGAUUCGCAAUCUAUCAUCUCCGCGACCCAGACUCCGCACCAAGGCCCCUCGACGCCAACUUCUUCAAGUACACCGCCUCCGUCGCCCGGUCUCCUUCCUUCAUCAACAUGCGUGAGGUCUCGUGCCGCUUCAAGCUCCCUCCUGGCACGUACUGCAUCGUGCCCUCGACGUUUGAGCCCAACGAGGAGGGAGAGUUCAUCCUGAGAGUGUUCUCGGAGAAGUCUAACGAGAUGGAAGAAAACGACGAAGAGGUCGGACUUGGCGAAGUUGAUGAAAGGGUUCAGCCCGAGGAUGAGAUCCAAGCAGCAGAAGCAGACGAUAGAAUCCGCAGUUUCUUCCAAAAAGUGGCUGGCGAAGAUUUGGAAAUUGAUUGGAAAGAACUGCAAGACGUGAUGAAUUUCGCACUGAAGAGAGAAUUCAACUUCGACGGCUUCUCCAAGGACGUGUGCCGCGCCAUGAUCGCCAUGAUGGACGUCGACAGGUCCGGAAAGCUCGGUCUGCAUGAGUUCCUUCAGCUGUGGACAGAUAUUCGUGUCUGGAAGAACGUCUUCCGCCUGUACGACAAGGACUCGUCCGGCCACCUCUGUUCCUUCGAGCUGCGUCAGGCUCUUAACUCUGCAGGGUACAGGUUGAACAACCACGUAUGCAACGCCCUCAUGCUACGCUACGGGGAUGACCAAGGGCAGAUCUCCUUCGACGACUUCAUCAUGUGUCAUGUGUCAAGUGCGAUGAUGGGCAUAGGGGAUGAUCCCGACAGACUGCAAGAAUUUUACGACGAGUUGAUGAGCGAAGAAGGGACGAAGCAGCAACAGGAGGAGGAGGAGGAGGAGGAGGAGGAGUAGAGAGAAACAUCGAUGUGGAUCUGAUAUCAUUUGAUUUGAUAGACAUUCAUGGAGAAGGAUAUGGAGAAAAAUAACACAGCGACAUUUACCCUCGAGGAAUGGAUUGAAAAUACGAUGUAUUCAUAGACAGAGAAGAUUUAGAAGAAGACGGAGAAGGAGAGAGAAGAGAAAAUAUCAAAAGGAGAGAGAGAGAGAGAGAGAGAGAGAGAGAGAGAGAGAGAGAGAGAGAGA
This is a messenger RNA of Penaeus vannamei (Pacific white shrimp), 2331 nucleotides long. The record is from RefSeq and is a predicted model, not a curated record. Lineage: Eukaryota; Metazoa; Arthropoda; Malacostraca; Decapoda; Penaeidae.